AUGGACAAGGCAGCUUUACUAUCCCCGCCGGAGACUGGUGAUGAGGCUACACCACAGACUAGGGAGUUUAGUGAAACUACUUCAUCACACAUAUCUCCAUCCUCUCAACUGAUCAAUUCGGAUGAAGAAGUUGGCAAACCUGCCGAGGAUAUGGUUACUCCCUGCUUUGCUCCGACAGGGCAGGAGCUUUUAGAAGAACAAAUGGCCGGCUUGAUCGACUACAGCGCUGCAGCUUCCGUGGCAGAUCUGAUUUCACGAUGGCCCCAGGCACGUAUGGUAACUCUGUAUAGAAACUUUAGGCCGGCUUCUUUCAGCCAAUCACAGGGAGGAGCCCACGUACCCACACCAGCCCGCCGUUCUAUCGGUGGAAGUUUGGGGCUGAAUAUCGUCGGUGGCGACGGAUCGGAUGCAACUUUUGUCUCUCAGGUGCAACCUGACAAGCCAGCCGGACUUUCAAAACGCGUUUUUGUAGGAGAUAGAGUUUUAG
Molecule: messenger RNA, 487 nt
Organism: Opisthorchis viverrini
Lineage: Eukaryota; Metazoa; Platyhelminthes; Trematoda; Opisthorchiida; Opisthorchiidae
Exons: 2
Molecular function (GO): protein binding
Source: RefSeq, a predicted model, not a curated record